UGUGUAAAACACUGGCUGGCCGCAAAGGUGGAAGACAAAGUGAGAGGCAAACCGGAGCAAGACAGUAGAAAAGACACACAGUCACAACAUCCUGGAGAUCUAAGAAUUUUCAACUCUGCACUGAUCUCCUGUUUUUUGAAAGCAUGGAUGCUUUAACAAGGAUUGUGGUGUUGGGAAAAACUGGAAUCGGGAAGAGCAGCAUCGCUAACACCAUAUCUGGAGAGACUGUGUUCGAGGUAGACCAUUCAGCCUUAUCUGGAACAAGUGAAUGUCAAGCAAAAAACAUAUCUGUCAAUGGAAGAAGCAUUAAGUGGAUUGACACUCCUGGGUUCUUUGACACACGGAGGUCUGAGAAGGAGAUGAAGCCUGAGAUAUUGAGGUGCAUCACAGAGUGCGCUCCUGGGCCUCAUGUUUUUCUCAUUGUGCUCAAAGUGGAGAAAUACACAGAGCAUGAGCAGGCUGUCAUAAAUAAACUCCAAGAAUAUUUCUCAGAAGAAGCUUUAAAAUAUUCCAUAGUUCUCUUUACACAUGGUGACCAGCUCGCUGAGGGAGAGAUUAUCGAGCAGUUUGUCCUGCGAAGUAAAGAUCUGAGUGAUAUGGUGAGGAAGUGUGAGUGCCGGUGCCACAUCAUUGAUAAUAAAUACUGGAAGAACAACCAACAGGAUGGAUACAGGAGCAACCAGUUCCAGGUAGAAGAGCUACUCAAGACAAUAGAUAAAAUGAUUGAGGCCAACAAAGGAGGCUACUUUACCAAUGAGAUGCUCCAAGAAGCGAAUAGAAAAGCAGAGGAAGAACAAGAGCAUAUCAGACAAUCAUAUCCAAACAUGUCACUAGAGGAGAUCACACAAAGGGCUAAAACCAGUGUCUUUGAAAAGUUUUGGCUUAAAUUUGCUGGUGGUGCAACAGCAGCAGCACUGUUGGUAGCUUUCCUUGGUAGGUCAAUGAAAUAAUUCACAAGAGCACAAUGGGCCGGGUGCAGAGUUGCCAAAAGUUUGGGCGUGCCAGGUAUUACGUGACUCCUUCUUGUAACUGGCUCCGAAUCAGCCCUUAUCAGCCAACAACUCCAAUACGGCAUGGCUGGAGAGGCAAAAUGUGCACGUUCCUCAGUCCUGCCAAAAACAUUGACACAAAUGAAAAAAACCUUUCUCUCCGUCUUCUUUCAUUACGGCUGUGUCUCCAUCUCACAUUGACAACAGCAGCCAUCUCUGCAACACUUUGCGGUUUGCACCUUCCUUUCAAACUUAUUAAA
This is a messenger RNA of Micropterus salmoides (largemouth bass), 1249 nucleotides long. Its product is annotated as GTPase IMAP family member 7-like. Lineage: Eukaryota; Metazoa; Chordata; Actinopteri; Centrarchiformes; Centrarchidae. Gene Ontology annotation, molecular function: GTP binding. The coding region runs from base 144 to 950 and encodes 268 amino acids. The record is from RefSeq and is a predicted model, not a curated record. The transcript has 2 exons.